This is a messenger RNA of Chanos chanos (milkfish), 1245 nucleotides long. Its product is annotated as SUN domain-containing protein 2-like. The record is from RefSeq and is a predicted model, not a curated record. The transcript has 11 exons. Gene Ontology annotation, molecular function: protein-membrane adaptor activity. Gene Ontology annotation, cellular component: nuclear envelope; meiotic nuclear membrane microtubule tethering complex. Lineage: Eukaryota; Metazoa; Chordata; Actinopteri; Gonorynchiformes; Chanidae. The coding region runs from base 1 to 1245 and encodes 414 amino acids.
AUGCCAAGACGCAGUGAACGACUUGUUUCCAGUGGGUAUUACUCAAAUGCCAGCUCUGAGACCAGCACCAGCUCCACUGGAUCCACUGGCCUAACGUCUUACAGGAAAAGCCCACUGAGACGCACUGUCACGAAGAAGACCACCCUCCUCUUCCUCCUCAUCUCUCUGGUGAUUUUUGGAAUAUGGUUCUGGUCCCCUUCUGUUUCUACACCCCUCACUCAAACCAAGGCCUCCAUCAGACCUGAUCAACACACCUCACAUAGGCUGGAAACUGACAUAGCGAGUCUGAGGGUGAACACAAAGAAGCAGCGGGAACAGGAGAUGGCUGAAAUGCAGGGUCUGAUUGGUGGUUUAAAAGAGCAUGUAUCCAGUCUCCAGUCGACCUCUGACCUGAUUGAGCAGAGAAUGGACACCCUGGAGAAACAGCAUGCUGAGAAUACCUCGAGACUGAAGCUGGAGCUGUGUGAUCGUCUGUUUAAGUUCCUUUCCUCAAGUGUCAGUCACCUGAAUGUGGUACUGCGCUCAGACCUCCAGGAGGAACUGGAGAACCUGGAGAAGAGAAUACUGGAGCGGCUUGGGCGGGACAGAGGAGAGCAGAGAACAGACGUCUGGAGAACUGUGGGAGAAAGUCUUGGGCAGGAAGGAGCGGGAGCCGUCACCAUACAGGACAUGGAGAAGAUUGUUCAGAGAGCCCUGAGUUUGUACAGAGGUGACGGGAUCGGGAUGGCGGACUACGCUUUGGAAUCUGCAGGUGCGAGUGUGAUAAACACGCGUUGUUCGGAGCCAUAUCAGACCAGGGCAGCGUACUUAAGCCUGUUUGGGUUCCCUGUGUUCUAUUGGUCAGAGAGCCCUCGUGUGGUUAUACAGCCUGAGGUGUCCCCUGGAAAAUACUGGGCUUUCCGUGGUUCCGAGGGAUUCGUAGGGAUUUCUCUCUCCUACCCGAUCCACAUCACUCACGUGACUCUGGAUCAUCUGCCCAGAGUCCUGUCCCCGACUGGACAGAUCGACAACGCUCCACAGGACUUUGCUGUUUAUGGUAUGUCCAGUGUGAAUGAAGCAGGAAAUCUUCUAGGAAAGUUCAGUUACGAUCAGGAGGGAGAGUCAGUUCAGACAUUCAAACUGCCAAAGUCUCCGGAGCAGAGGAUUUACAGGAUGGUGGAACUCCGUAUCCUAAACAACUGGGGUCACCCUGAGUACACCUGCGUGUACUGUUUUCGAGUUCACGGGGAACCACUGUCUGUGUGA